This is a messenger RNA of Anarrhichthys ocellatus (wolf-eel), 2096 nucleotides long. Its product is annotated as whirlin-like. The transcript is spliced from 2 exons. Bases 949 to 1314 code for a protein of 121 amino acids. The record is from RefSeq and is a predicted model, not a curated record. Lineage: Eukaryota; Metazoa; Chordata; Actinopteri; Perciformes; Anarhichadidae. Gene Ontology annotation, cellular component: cilium; plasma membrane; photoreceptor inner segment. Gene Ontology annotation, molecular function: protein binding. Gene Ontology annotation, biological process: sensory perception of sound; auditory receptor cell stereocilium organization.
UGCUUUGUGUGUUCGUGUGUUUGUGUGUUUGUGUGUUUGUGUGUUUGUAGUUGGAGGAGCUCAGCCCGACACAGAGCAGAAGAGAUGCUGCAGCAUGAUAAUAAAAGAAACCAAAACAUGAAGAAAACUAAUAAAAAACACGUUUCUUAGUUUCAGGUGAUUAUACACGAAUGAAAUCAUAGUGCUGAAUAUUGUUUUCCAUUUCUGAGACAUAAUACUGAGGUGUGGUUAAGCUGUGUUGAUAAGGACUUCAUUGUAAGGCGCUCGCGUACCAACUGAAGUUAUCACAUGAAGUGACGAGGCUCACCAGUGACGGCUCACCAGCAGGUGAGUGAGGGCUGCGAGUUGAGUCAGCAGUGAAAGUGCUGCUGCAGACACACUACAGCUGCACACCUCUCCAGCUCAUGAACUUCUGGGGAAGACCUGCACUGUUGUAUUGCGGUGAUCCAUCCAUCCAACAACAAGCUACACUGAACUGAAGUAACAUAUCAAGGAUAAGGAGAGACUAGACCACUUCCACUUCCACACUCUUCUGUUUUCUCUUUUCUGCCCCCGACUCCUGUUGCCUCUUCUGAGCUCAUUCUUUCUAAAAUGGGUCAGACCCAGUGUUGCCACUGGCACAGCCUGCUAUUACUCCAAGAGCUGGCUGUUGCAUUGGCUGAACUUUAGUUGAUGUAGAGCCACUAAUUGAAGAUCUGUCUCCCAGAGCAGCCUGCUCUCAGCAAUGGUGCAUAAAUGACAUUGAAUUUGUAAAUUAUUUGCAUAUCAUUCUGCGUGCAAUAAGCCUUUUUUGCCUUUUGCAUGUCAUUUGUAUGCCAAGUCUCUACUGACUGCAAUGUAAACACAUCACAACUAGUGACGUAAUGUAGAAUGUGAGAGAGCGCUCAUGGUGGACAUGUAGUGCUCCUCUUUCAGUAAACUGGUCUGUUGCAGGUGGGUGACCAGAUCAUGGAGAUCAACAGUCAGAGCUUUCUCACCAUCUCCCAUGAUGAGGCAGUUCAAAUCCUCAAAACAGGACGCCACCUGCUGGUGAAGGUGAGGGAUGUUGGUCGUCUGCCUCAUGCACGCACAGUGGUGGAUGAGACCAAAUGGAUCUGCAGUCAGGCCAUAGCUGAAACCAAUGCUACAGCUGUCCCGAGUUCUGUCACCAACCCCACUGUCAAUGCUGGCAUCCAGGGUAGUGUCAGCGCCAGUACCUGCAGUUCAAGACCAUCCUCAGCCAAAAUUACACCUGUAUUAGGAAAGGUAAGAAUGGAAGCCGUGCAUCACCGCCCUCUGCAUACAUGUUACCACUCUUCAAGCUUCAUGUACUGAUUCUACACUCAAACUCUCACAUCUGAGACUUACAGGUGGGACUUUAUUGAUUCAAUUCAUUCAUUUAACGACUUUGUACUAGACAAAAUCAAAGCAGACCUGCAGCUUGAGUUUGACUUUACCAUUAUUAUCCCGUUUAAUUUGGGAUGACUUAAUAUCUUUCCCAAGACCAAAGAUUUUUAAACUAUUAUAAAACUACAUUUUGCUUAGAACUGAUGUACUUUUAAUAGAAGUGUCACAAUUUCAAACUUCAAAAUGAAAAGCAGGGUCUGCAACUUCCUUCUAGCUUACGGGGAGCCUGCGACUGCACGUUUUAAAACAUGGCCAUGCCAUAUUAGGAGAUGACGGAGAAGGUUUCUCAGCGUGCUCACCCGUGCGUCUUCAGCUGCUUCUCAGAAUGUUGCAUUGCUCUUUGUUUCAGCGGUUGUUUUUUGUUGUUUUGUGUUUUCUUCAACCUGAACUGAUUCUCCCCGUUUCAGGAGACAUUUGAUGUUUAGUUUUUUUGUUCCCAAUCAAAUAUCUUUCAUGCUGUCAUCAGCAGAGUUCAGCUAGCAGGUCUGGUCUUUCUGUCUCUUUAGAGAGAUCUAUGAUCUAGUGGCUCUUCUUCUUUUCUGUGUUGAACAGUUUGUUCCCAGUGGACUGUUAAAAGAAGUUAAUACUAUUAGAUUACAUUAAAUGAAAUAUCUAAAUUUGACCAUCAGGUCUGGUACAUUCCCCACAAUCAGAAUCAGAAUCAGAAUCAGAACUGUUUAUUGCCAUGUAUGUUGAACAUACAAGGAAUU